Molecule: messenger RNA, 2246 nt
Organism: Podarcis raffonei (Aeolian wall lizard)
Lineage: Eukaryota; Metazoa; Chordata; Lepidosauria; Squamata; Lacertidae
Gene: FBLIM1
Product: filamin binding LIM protein 1
Exons: 8
Coding region: 397-1551 (384 amino acids)
Biological process (GO): cell-cell adhesion
Cellular component (GO): focal adhesion; stress fiber
Molecular function (GO): filamin binding
Source: RefSeq, a predicted model, not a curated record
CGUUCAGCUCCAGUGCAGCAGACACAGCCUGGGCGUUGGGGACGAGCCUCAGCACCAGCACCUGCCUGAAGCAGGACUGCCCUUUGCCCACUUCCUUAUCGCUUCCGCCCCAUUCCUUGUGGGCUGGUGAUGAGGCAGAGCUGUGGCUCAGAGCAGCUGCCUCAGGACUGGGCUGUGGCAAUCCCUUGGCUGGCUCCACGUCAGGCCUCCUGUUGAAACGCUGCUCCCAGGUCUGUCAGGUCUUGUUCUGCUGCAGAGAAACAGCUUUUCCUUUCCUUCUCUGCUCCCAGGAAUGAAGAUUUUUUUGAAGCAAAGGAGGAAGGAAGGUUGGUGCACGGGACUGCCAAAGGGAGAAAUGGCUUCUUGUUUUGCAGCGACUGCUCUGUGGUGUUGUUGAUGGCUUCCCACUUUUUUCCUGCUUUAAAUUUUGUGAAGUGCUUUUCAUGCAUGGAGAAAAUGCUGUCCAACAAGGUGGAGAAACGGAUUGCCUCAUCCAUCUUCAUCACCCUCACUCCACCCAGGAGGGACCACAUGGUGAGAAGUGAAGCAAAGUCACAGAGGACUCAACUUCCACCCAGCAACAGCCUCUCCAAGGAGGCAUUGAAGUCUGCUGCUCCCUCCCUGAUCCAAACAUCUUCUGGUGCUGUUAAAGGGAGCAGAGGCUGCUAUGGAGGGACAGUGGGCGUUUCCAAUGGAGGUUGUUCUGUCUUGCCAACUUCUCCCAUCCUGUCCUGUAAUGCAGUGGACCCUAGCCUGGAUAGCAUCUUUCCUCCACCACCAUGUUCUAAACCUUUCUCAGUGGAGACACUUGGUCCUGAUCUCCAGACACAAACAUCAGUUUCCCCCACAUCCUUGCAGACAACUUCAACCUUUGCAGCAGAACUGAGGCAACCUAAAAUUCUGACUUCAACCCUUGGUUGGGCUGGUGAGCAUCAGACAGAGAGGAAGGUGGAGAAUACUGUUGCAAAAGAUAUCUGUGCUUUUUGUCACAAAAACAUCUCUCCUGGGACUCCCACGCUUGAGGCGAUGAACAAACAGUACCACGCUGACUGUUUCACAUGCCGAACAUGUCACAGUGCCCUGGUGGGGCAGCGCUACUACCAGAAAGAGGGGCGGCCCCUGUGUGUCGCCUGCUACCAGAACACCCUGGAGAAGUGUAGAAAGUGCCAGGCCUUAAUCGUGAACCAAAUUGUGCGGGCCAUGGGCCACGGAUUCCACCCGGAGUGCUUCACCUGUGUCGUAUGCCACCGGGCCAUUGGUGACGAGGUCUUUGCUGUUGGCGACGACGAUGCUGUGCAUUGCCUGGAUGACUUCUACAGGAAGUAUGCUUCUGUGUGCAGUGCCUGUGAGAGGCCCAUUAUCCCCAGUGACGGAAGGGACUCAUACAAGAUAGAGUGCAUGGGCCAAAACUUCCAUGAGGACUGCUACCGCUGUGAAAGAUGUUGGGUCUUGCUGUCCCCAGAACCCACAGAAGAGGGCUGCUACCCUCUGGGAAGCCACCUCCUCUGCAAGUCCUGCCACAUCAGACACACUGAAGAAUCAUCUUGCUGAUCAAAUGAAUCCCAAGCAUAUUUCCAGAUGCUGCAGCACAGAGCACAGGAACCGGGCAGUGGUGUGCUUCAGCAUUUGGAUGUCCCCAUUUGUGCCUCUCCUGUUAACUUUCAACUGAGCCUUGGGGUGGGGGGGAACCUUUCAGUGUUAGGGAUUAGUCCUGGGGUUGUGUGUAAUGCAAAGGUUGGCAACAAGGCUGGCUAAAAGUCUAGGGUGGAGUUACAGGAAUCUCCCCCUACCGUAUUGUUCUUCCUUCCAGUGGCCUUGGCUGUAACAGCCUGUAGCAGUGCAAUGCCUCUCCUGGGAGAGAGAAUGAGCCAGGAGAAGGGUUUUUUUUUUACCACUAGAGGGCACAUGUGAAAGGUGGUCAACUGUCAAUCAUCCACGGGUGGGAUUCCCCCCCUGCAGGCUGCCAGUUGCUUUCCACUGGUGUAAUAUAUGAGCAUCUUUUUCCAAAGAGGGCCAAUUGCUAGAUAUAUAAUGUGUGGAACUCUUUUUAGCCAGAACACGGUAUGGAUGUGUGUGCAGUUCAGCUGCAAGGUGGUUGAUGGAUUCCAAACUUCUUCACUUGGGAUUUGUUCCCUACCUUUUGCUUCGUCAGUCAAGCAAAGCCUCAAGGUUCAAGGAGCAAGACUAUUGGUAUAAAACCAGCAGAACCUUACAAGCACCUUUCUUUUCCUGAGUUUAUGUUUCCC